Molecule: messenger RNA, 2616 nt
Organism: Panicum virgatum (switchgrass)
Lineage: Eukaryota; Viridiplantae; Streptophyta; Magnoliopsida; Poales; Poaceae
Product: S-type anion channel SLAH2-like
Exons: 3
Coding region: 281-2224 (647 amino acids)
Biological process (GO): intracellular monoatomic ion homeostasis; transmembrane transport
Cellular component (GO): membrane
Molecular function (GO): voltage-gated monoatomic anion channel activity
Source: RefSeq, a predicted model, not a curated record
GCAGCUACUGGCCAUUUAAAAAGGGCCCAACGCCUUUGCCCUGCACAGCGUCCUCGAUCGACAACCUUUUCUUCAUCGGAAGUGUUCUGCUGGUGUUGCGAUAGAUAGGUCGAUCGUCGUCUCCUGUCUGCCCAGCAACUCGCAGGAACCGUCCAGACUUCUCCAUCUCCUGCUUGUCGUAGCGUCCUGCCAAAUCUGACCAUCAGGUUUUUUUCGUAGUCCAGCUGGGGCGCGUCGACACUUGUAAGGUCUCUCUCGCUCUCAGUCGGCGGAGUGAGCCAUGGAGGGGGCCAACGGCAACAGCAACGGCACCACGCCCCGCGCCGUGCCGCCGCUUCUCGCCGACGUCGAGGUCUCCAACCUGCCCGGAUUCGACGUCACCCCGACGCCGAACCCGCGCCACCCGGGCGCCGCCACGCCGAGCCCGCGCCACCAGGACGCCGCCGCGCCGAGCCCGCGCCCGCAGCCCAGCCCCAAGAAGGCGUCCCGCCCCGGGGUGCCGCCGAUGGAGCGCGUGACGCGCCGCAGCGAGGUGGUGCUCCCGCCGCUGGAAUCGCCGUUCCAGGCGCCGGGCUACCGCUCGAUGCAGCCGCUGUCCAUCAGCUUCCCCGUGUCGCCGAGCGGCUUCGGCGCGCCGGCCAUCCCCGCGGCGGUGGCGAGCGGCGCGGGCGCCGGGGGCGACCCGGACGGGCUGCGGCGGCAGGCCAUGGCGAACGCCGCGGCGCGCGGCGAGGCGCAGCCGUCGACGCCGGGUGCGCAGCCGCAGGACAAGCAGCAGGGAGCUGCAGGGAGCGUCCGGUUCGCGCACCAGCCGGACAAGGUGGUGUUCCGGUCGCAGCCCAUCCCCGGCGGGCAGCCGGCGCGCGCCCGGGCGGGCCGCGCCGGCAGCAGCAGGGCCAUGAGCCGGGACAAGCCCUACGACUCGUUCAAGACCUUCUCCGGGAAGCUGGAGCGGCAGCUGACCCAGCUGACGGGCGCGCCGACGGAGGCGCACGAGGAGGACGGCGAGGACGCCAUCACGACGGCCAGCCGCUGCACGUCCAUGCCCAAGGUGGACCGCUUCUUCGCGGCGCUGGAGGGCCCCGAGCUGGACAAGCUCAAGUCGUCCGAGGAGCUGGUGCUGCCGUCGGACAAGAAGUGGCCGUUCCUGCUCCGGUUCCCCGUGUCGGCGUUCGGCAUCUGCCUGGGCGUGAGCAGCCAGGCGAUCCUGUGGAAGACGAUCGCCACGUCGGCGCCCACGACGUUCCUGCACGUGGGCGCCCGGGCGAACCUGGUGCUGUGGUGCAUCUCCGUGGCGCUCAUGUGCGCCGUCACGGCCGUGUACGCGCUCAAGGUGGCCUUCUUCUUCGAGGCGGUGCGGCGCGAGUACUACCACCCGAUCCGCGUCAACUUCUUCUUCGCGCCGUGGAUCGCGUGCCUGUUCCUGGCCAUCGGCGUGCCGCCGUCGGUGGCGUCGGAGCUGCCGCGGUGGCUCUGGUACGCGCUGAUGGCGCCCGUGCUGGUGCUGGAGCUCAAGAUCUACGGGCAGUGGAUGUCCGGCGGGCAGCGGCGGCUGUCCCGGGUGGCCAACCCGUCCAACCACCUGUCCGUGGUGGGCAACUUCGUGGGCGCGCUGCUGGGCGCCUCCAUGGGGCUCCGCGAGGGCCCCGUCUUCUUCUUCGCCGUGGGGCUGGCGCACUACAGUGUGCUCUUCGUGACGCUGUACCAGCGGCUCCCCACCAACGAGACGCUGCCCAAAGAGCUCCACCCGGUGUUCUUCCUCUUCGUGGCGGCGCCGAGCGUGGCGUCCAUGGCGUGGGCCAGGAUCACGGGCGAGUUCGGGUACGGCGCCCGGGUGGCCUACUUCAUCGCCAUGUUCUUGUACGCGUCGCUGGCGGUGCGCAUCAACUUCUUCCGCGGCUUCCGCUUCUCGCUGGCGUGGUGGGCCUACACCUUCCCCAUGACCGGCGCCGCCAUCGCGUCCAUCCGCUACUCCUCGGAGGUGGACAACACCUUCACCAAGGCGCUCUGCGUCGCGCUGUCCGCCGUCGCCGUGCUCACGGUGGCGGCGCUCUUCGCCACCACGCUCGUGCACGCCUUCGUGCUCCGGAACCUCUUCCCCAACGACAUCUCCAUCGCCAUCACGGAGCGCAAGAUGAAGCCCAUCAUGGAGCUGCACGAGAGCCAGGGCGAGGACGGCAGCACCAAGAGCAACGACAUCGAGGCCGGCGGCGGCGCGCAGUGAUCCAUAUAUAUGGCUUGCCUGAACCUGAAUCCUCAUGGGGCGGCGCCGCCGGAGCUCAAGGAGUAGUCGCCGACCUCCACGUACGUACGCCAUGCGUGGGGUCCGUGGGGGAAGGACGCGAUUCCUCCGGCUUGGAUUGGUGCUAGCUUGGUGAUGGUGGUGGUGUAUAAAGGGAGGAGAAGGAGCUUUUGAUCGAUACUAGUAUAUGGUUGCAGUUAUUAGUAAUUUAGUAGAGUACUCAGUAAGACUACAUGUACAAUGUGGAUUGCGUCUUGUGGAUUGGUAAUUGUCGUGGAAAUUAUGCUUUUUUUUGCCGUGUCGAUUCCACUUUAGCAUUAGGGCAGGCCCAACCCAAACUUUACUAUGAGUCUAAGUAUAUUUAUAGUCCUCUA